UACUGCUCCAAAUAGACACCACAGCUCUGAAGCAACAAGAACAGAGUAGAGACAGAUACUCGAUUUGAGACAAAACAGCGGAGCACAUUUUUUAGUUGGAAUAUAACUAAACUCAAACUAAAUUAUUUAAUUUAAUCUUAAAGUCCAUCGUAUAAAACGAUGAAAGCUGAGUAGACGCACCUUGACACCGGAUCCAGGACGCACCUCCAGGGGCUGAACACACCCUCUCUCUGCGCUGUGGGAGGAGGAUGCGAUGACAAGGAGGGCUUCAAGUUCAACUGGGACAGCCCCCAAAAAGUUUCCCACACAGAGAAGAAAAGAAAGAAAAGUAGCCACAGAAGCAAGAGAGGGAAAUCUCCGGCCCGGCACCCCGGCUCAUGUUGAUCCAGGACUAAAACCAGACAUGCGUUCUGUAGGCAGGUCGUGGCUGCUGCUUACAGGCUUCAUAGUCUUUUAUAUCAUCUACCUGCUGUUCGGGGCUCUUGUUUUCUCCAGCAUCGAGCGGCCGGUGGAGGACAAUCUGCGCCAGGACAUGGAGCUCCUGAAGCGGGAGUUUCUGAACCAGAGCUGCGUCAACGCCGCGUCGCUCGAAGAGUUUCUGGUCAAAGUGCUGACGGCCAACAAGUACGGCGUCUCCGUCCUCAGGAACUCAUCCGUCACGUCAAACUGGGACCUGGCAUCCUCCAUGUUCUUCGCCAACACUCUGGUCACCACUGUCGGUUACGGUCACACCACUCCUCUGUCCGACACCGGCAAGGCCUUCUCCAUCUUCUACGCCCUGAUCGGAGUCCCCUUCACCAUGCUGGUGCUCACCGCCUGCGUCCAGAGGCUCAUGUACCCGCUGGUCCUCGCCCCGGUGAGCCUCCUGCAGCGCUCGGGCAUGGAGCCGCGGCCGGCCACCGCCGUCCACUUCGUGCUGCUGCUGGUCCUGGUGGUGCUGUGCUUCUUCCUGGCGCCGGCGGCCGUGUUCAGCGUGGUGGAGGCGUCCUGGUCCUUCCUGGACGGCAUCUACUUCUGCUUCAUCUCGCUGUGCACCAUCGGACUCGGGGACUUUGUGCCGGGGACGGAGCCUGGGCAGAAGUACAGGGCGCUGUAUCAGGUCUGCGUCAUGGUCUACCUCUUCGUGGGCCUGAUGAUGAUGUACCUGCUGCUGCGCUCCUUCCACAAGAUGGCCGACCUGCACGGCCUGACCACCUUCCUGCAGCUGCCGCGCUGCGAGGAGUCCGAGCAGGACGAGGACAGGGAGCCCAUCGUGGAGGAAGGCCUGACGCCGCCGCCUUACGUGGCGGAGAAGGCUGCCAGCAAGCCCCUGGAGCCGGGAUCGCAGCCGUCCUACAACUCCAUCAACAAAGGCUGAGCGGCACGGGGAAGAGAAAAAAAGAGGAAGAAGCUCUACCUCCGACCAUCCCUCCGCCUUGAACCGGUGAUUUAAAAAAAAAAAAAAAAACGCUGCUGGGCUGAAUCUGAAUCCUCGUCUUAAUUUUUUUUUUUUUUUUUUUCCAUUCUCCUCCUCGUCACAUCCGGAGAGCGUGUUCACAAUGAGGAAUUGAGAUGAGUUUUAAGAUUCAGUCUUUUGCGUGAGAAGACAAACAGUUUGUCUGCACAUAUGAAAGGACUGGACUGUGGCAACCCGCCUGGGCUUCGAGGGCACACGUGUUCUGUUUUUCCUCCUCAACACUGGUGUAGCUGUGGUGUGUUUACAGCCUCGGGAUCACACAAAGAAGGGCUUGAGCCAAAAAUAAAAAUGAAGAAUAAAUAAACUUUUGAUACACGGUUGGUUAUUUUCAGAUCAAUUUUUUUUCUUUCAUGUAUUUUCGUCUUUUUUUUUUUUUUAAUGCCACAGGUUUGGGUUGCUAGUUCAGGACUAACUUUGUGUAAUUGUUUUUAUUUUAAUGUUGGUGCAUUAUUCAACUCCUUCCCUUCCUGUUUCAUGUUUCAGGUCCAUCCACGUGUUUACUCCUUCACUUAAAAUGUUAAGUUGUUUUCAUAAAGUAAAGGUCAAAUGUGGAGAAUUUCUAAUAACUUAGCCACUAACUGGAAUAUGUUUAUUAUUUAAUUAGCUUUUCUUUUUGUGUGGCUCAGCCAAUUAAGAGCCCAGGAACCACAGACCAGCUUCUGUUUACCUCAGGACAAGAGGUGUCCUGCUUUAUGGUGCUGCCCCCUAGUGUAUGUCUGCACGUAGCGCCACACAUUAGUAACGUUGCUGCGUCUUCACAACAGUAACGAAACAGGGUUAAAAAAGGGUUUGGAGAAAAGGAAAUAAACCGAAAAAUAAAAAAGUGUUUCAUUGUGACGAUUGAUGAUUCAUUUUAACGGGAAGCCGAAAUGUUUAAAGAUGCACUUUAAUGAGAGAAGUGGAGCCGUGGUCGAGUGAGUAAGAUGAUCUAUAUCCGAUACUGUAUAAAACAAGUGUUCUCUGUGCAUGUUGUCGUUUAGUAACAAUGCUUUAACGUGUAUUCACAUGGAUAAUCGUAAAUUAAAGGAAAGCUUUGCCUUGUGUCA
Messenger RNA from Mugil cephalus (flathead mullet), 2502 nucleotides. RefSeq names its product potassium channel, subfamily K, member 6 (gene kcnk6). Lineage: Eukaryota; Metazoa; Chordata; Actinopteri; Mugiliformes; Mugilidae. The record is from RefSeq and is a predicted model, not a curated record. The transcript has 3 exons. Gene Ontology annotation, biological process: potassium ion transmembrane transport; stabilization of membrane potential. The coding region runs from base 254 to 1357 and encodes 367 amino acids. Gene Ontology annotation, cellular component: membrane. Gene Ontology annotation, molecular function: potassium ion leak channel activity.